This is a messenger RNA of Colletotrichum paranaense, 786 nucleotides long. Its product is annotated as methyltransferase domain-containing protein. Bases 1 to 786 code for a protein of 261 amino acids. Lineage: Eukaryota; Fungi; Ascomycota; Sordariomycetes; Glomerellales; Glomerellaceae. The record is from RefSeq and is a predicted model, not a curated record. The transcript is spliced from 4 exons.
AUGGCUGAGAAUGAUACUGCCAGCGCCAACAAGGCUUACUUCAAUAAGCUGGCUGCCGAGUACGACACGAAGUACGAAAAGACUAUUCUGCAGCUUGAAAAAGAGAUUCACAAGCGCAAGGACUUCAUCGGCGCAGAUUGGGUGAUUGACGACGACGAUGAUGACAGCGAGAGCGAGAGCGCAGCACAGUCGACGGCGGCGAAUGGUCGGUCGGCCCUCGCGCAGUUCACGACGCAUUGCGUCGGCAUAGACAUUUCGGAAAACAUGGUGGCGGCCUACAACGCCCGGGCCGAGAACCAGGGCCUCACCACCGACGAAAUGCACGCCUAUCAAGGCAACCUCACGGACCCUUCCGAUCCGGCCCCCGCGGCGUUCGCUUCCGACGACGGCCGCUUCCGCGACUUUGACGUUGCCGGUGUCGGUCUCGGUUUCCACCACUUUGAGGAUCCGGAGUUCUCGGCCCGCCGGCUGGUGGAGAGGCUGAGGCCGGGCGGGGUUUUCAUCAUUCUCGAUUUCCUGCCGCACGAGAAGAUGGACCACGCGUUGCCUGCUGCGCAUACGGUUAUGCAUCACGGGUUUUCGGAGGAGAGGAUGAAGAGUAUCUUUGAGCAGGCUGGUGCGGGCGGGGAUUUCAGGAUGGAGGAGCUUGGGAGUGGUGUUGUUUUUGGGGGGCAUGGGCAUGGACAUGGACAUAGCCAUGGGGAGGAAAAGGGACAUGAUCAUGGCCAUGGCUCGGGACAGGGGAUGAAGAGGCGCGUGUUCUUGGCGCGUGGAACAAAGGCGUAG